AUGUCUUCUCAAGUCGAACCAUACCGUCCCGCCCAGGAUGGACAAAACAGAGGAGGCCGGCCUCAAAGCUCUUCACCUCCACGGUUCUACGGACCCAUUACUCCUACGAUCUCUACUCCCCCAGAGUCCGAUUCUCUAAAGCCCACUCCACCCGUCUCAUAUCGUCAUUCGCAUUCUUUCAGCACCGCAAAUGCCGGCGGACAACCGCCUGUGAACACGCGCGAGCGAAGCAGUAGCCACUCGCUAUAUCCCUCGUCAUUAAUCCCCGGAGGAAAAAGUGCUCCCUCAUCACCCCGCUCUCGGUCACCGUCUUACAGCGCAUAUCCCGGUGGCCCCCAGCACCCGCAGACCCGAGAGCGUAGUGGCAGCUCCUCGCCGCACCCCAUGCAACUGCAGCCCGGAAGCAGGCCUUCCUCGCGCCCUCACUCCCCUUCUCUCUCCGGCGCCAAGGAACUCCACUUCGAUGAUACUCCCCCGUCUUCGUCCCGACAGCUCUCUUUCUCUGGUGGAUACGCUCCCUAUUCUGCUCCUCCUCAACAAUUCUCUCCACCAACAGGCGCUCCGCCUCCGGGUCCCAUGUACCCGCAACAUUCUCCGGCGCCCUCCUUCAAUGGCGGCUAUCCCAACGGCGGUUAUCCCAACGACUUCCCACCACCACUGAACGUGUCCGGCCCCCCUCCCCCUAAUAACCCCCUCAACGGCGGCUAUUCCAACAGGCCUCCGCUUCCACCGAAAGUGCCCGCUUCUCAACCCCAGGUCGAUAACUCCUUCUACGCUCCCCCACCACCCCAUUAUCCGCCUCCUGGUGCAGAGCCCCAGUACCCUCCACCAGGCAGUACCCGUACCCCCGAACCCGCCAACGCCUCUUACUACAACCCCCAAGUCUCAAUGGAGGGUUCCGGGACCGCCGACGACGAGGAAAAGGGUCUGGGAACUGCGGUCGUCGGUGCCGGCGCCGGCGGAUUCAUGGCACACAAGCUUGGUAGCGGGAAGAUGGGGACUGUGGGCGGUGCGAUAGCGGGUAGCGCUGUGCUGGGUAUCGGAAAGCAUAUAUACGACAAGAAGCAGAAAAGGAAAGCAAAGGAAGAGCGCAAGGAGCACAGGAAGCAGGACAAAGCCGAGGCGAAGAUGAUGAAGCGACGAACCAAGGCGCUGUGUAAGCAGAACCGGAUGUUGGCGCGGAACGGACUAGGCCCGUGCCACCUACAGACACGCCAGCAGAUCGACCGGAAUAAGAGCGAUAUCACCGCGAACAUGGCCAUGUUGGGGAUUGGAUAUGAAGCGCUUCAUCGUAGGCGUGGUUCGGGCUCCAGCUCCAGCUCCAGCUCCAGUUCCAGUUCGAGUUCGAGUUCGGACAGUGAUUAG
Messenger RNA from Aspergillus affinis, 1365 nucleotides. RefSeq lists its product as uncharacterized. The coding region runs from base 1 to 1365 and encodes 454 amino acids. Lineage: Eukaryota; Fungi; Ascomycota; Eurotiomycetes; Eurotiales; Aspergillaceae. The record is from RefSeq and is a predicted model, not a curated record. The transcript has 3 exons.